GCACUCAAUUUUUAUUGAGCGGUGUAUGCUUAUUGUAAAGUUUCCCUUUCCUGCCAACUGUGCACGAGGACCAUGCCAAGUGUGCGCGUGCGUAUGCGUUGCGGUCCACCGUCUCUUAUUCUUCGCCAAACUAUCCAGCCGACAAAGAAUCGAUAUGCAAACAGCCCUUGUCGGCUAUCAACACGAACAAUGCCACGAUGUUAUUACAUUUAGAUGCAUGCGGUGCUCUUUUGAAAUAGUCACUUCAUGAUUCUAUCACUAAUUUAGUUUUUUUUCAAUUGUUAAUUUAACAGUUUUGUUUGUCACACAGUUUAUAUCAUUUCCAGAUACCUCAGAAAGCUGCUCGAAUGUCAAAGUGCCCACAAGUUUCAUCACUGGAUCUAGAACUGACCACGAAGAAGGUUGAAAAAUGCCCGACCAACAACUCCGAUUCUUUCGAGCAGACAGACGAGCCGCCGGUGCAAAUGAGUGCAAAGCUGCGUGCUCUUGUUGAAAAAAUGUACUCCACUCAAGAAGAACACACGGAUGUCUUCCCAGCGUCACCCAAAAAAGGAGAGAUCGUUAUCCCAACGGGAGGGCUUGCCAAAUGCGUCUGUUCGCCAAACUGCAAAAAGGAGCUCCCACAACCGGCGUAUCUCAUUAUUACAGAACAUGAUAACAAUCAGUGGAUGCAUUUGAAGAAUAAAAAUGCGAAAAAAGUUUACCAUUAGAUGCUAUUGUCCUUUGCCCUAUUCAUUAUUUCCUUUUAUUCACGGGGUUUUCAAAAAUGACUUGAAUGUUUGGUUUUACACUCUGAAACUUAAUUUUGAACGCAUAAAUAAAGUAUUUUGAAUUAAAA
Messenger RNA from Caenorhabditis elegans, 838 nucleotides. RefSeq lists its product as uncharacterized. Bases 348 to 710 code for a protein of 120 amino acids. Lineage: Eukaryota; Metazoa; Nematoda; Chromadorea; Rhabditida; Rhabditidae. The record is from RefSeq and is marked reviewed. The transcript is spliced from 3 exons.